Coffea eugenioides is the source of this 711-nucleotide messenger RNA. Its product is annotated as protein DMP10. Lineage: Eukaryota; Viridiplantae; Streptophyta; Magnoliopsida; Gentianales; Rubiaceae. Gene Ontology annotation, biological process: endomembrane system organization. The record is from RefSeq and is a predicted model, not a curated record. The transcript has a single exon. The coding region runs from base 1 to 654 and encodes 217 amino acids.
AUGGAUCUUCAACCAUGUCUAGAACAGCAACAACAAUCCCAUGCAAAUGAUUCAACACCAAAUGGAAAACCAUAUUGUAAUUCAAUACAACAUCCGGUGCACAAAACCUUAGCCACAGCCGCCAAUCUUGCAAACCUUCUGCCAACAGGAACAGUCCUAGCAUUUCGAACUCUCACCCCUUCAUUUUCCAACAAAGGAAGAUGCCAACCUUCCAACAAGUAUCUCACUGCAUUUCUUAUCGGAUUCUCCACGGUUAUCUGCUUUUUUUCCUCAUUUACUGAUAGCUUCUUUGAUAAACAUGACGGGAAGUUGUACUAUGGGAUUGCAACUUUCAAGGGCUUGUACGUUUUCAACAAUGAAUGUCGUGAUCAUGAUGAGAAAUCAGAGGGAGAAGACAUGAAGGAAUUGUCCGAGUAUAGAAUUCGUUGGAUAGACUUUGUCCAUGCAUUUGUGUCACUUCUUGUUUUCUUGAUCUUUGCUCUGAGUGAUACUGAUGUUCAAAAUUGCUUCUUUCCGGAAGCAGGAUCAAAUAUGGAUGCUUUGUUCAUGAAUUUGCCAUUGGGAGCUGGGAUUUUCUCAAGCUUUUUGUUCACUAUCUUUCCUACUAUUCGUAGAGGUAUUGGAUAUGCUGAUUUGCCUACCCGUGCAAAAUAAGAAAGUUUCCAUCCAAUUAGUCACUACCCUCUUUGUAAGUGUAUAAUUUAUAGAAAG